AUGGAGGGCCUAUCCUUUGCUUGGAGAGGCCACUCCUUCAGGAUUACCCUAUGCACCUACUGCGCACGCCGAAUACCCAGCUGCACCAGCAAACACACCCUCCUCCGAAAUGCCUGCUCCAUCCCACCGCCAAAACGCACUUUUCAAUCAAGCACGCAUCACUCCCUUGGCCAAGAAUCCCAAGCACCGCAAGCCUAUCCUUUGAAAGGAUACUACUCGGACAUCCUCUCACAGCCAACCCACAUCUCAAGCCCCUCCCGCCCAGCCACCUCCAUCUCCUCCCCGCCCCCUUCAGAACCUCGCGAGCCCACCCCCGCCGAAAAGAUGAGCAUCGUCUUCGGAACUCGCCUCGCUGGUCCGGGCUACACAUCCCGCUACAACCCCUCCACGCCACCGGACUCAACCUGGCAGACCAUCAACGGCGUGGCAGUCCCCCCGCGACCAAUGGAGCCGGAUAAUUGCUGCAUGAGCGGAUGCGUGCACUGUGUGUGGGAUGAUUACCGGGACGACGUUGAGGAAUGGGCGAUGCGCGUACGGGAGGCGAAGCAGCGUCGACCUCGGGUGGAAGCUGCUGCUAAAGACAAGGGGGAUAUGAAGCAUAAACCCCGACGGGAGGUCGCGAGCGCGAGUCUGAGGGACCUGUUUGAGGGAAUACCCGUGGGAAUCAGGGAAUUUAUGAGAACGGAAAAGCGAUUGAAAGGAGAAGAAGAGGCUUCGGGAAGCGUCCUGACACGGGGUUUGGCACAACAUUGA
This is a messenger RNA of Uncinocarpus reesii 1704, 753 nucleotides long. RefSeq lists its product as uncharacterized. Bases 1 to 753 code for a protein of 250 amino acids. The record is from RefSeq and is a predicted model, not a curated record. The transcript has 2 exons. Lineage: Eukaryota; Fungi; Ascomycota; Eurotiomycetes; Onygenales; Onygenaceae. Gene Ontology annotation, cellular component: mitochondrion.